Molecule: messenger RNA, 1601 nt
Organism: Charadrius vociferus (killdeer)
Lineage: Eukaryota; Metazoa; Chordata; Aves; Charadriiformes; Charadriidae
Gene: UAP1
Product: UDP-N-acetylglucosamine pyrophosphorylase 1
Exons: 8
Coding region: 1-1146 (381 amino acids)
Biological process (GO): UDP-N-acetylglucosamine biosynthetic process
Molecular function (GO): UDP-N-acetylglucosamine diphosphorylase activity
Source: RefSeq, a predicted model, not a curated record
AUGAGGGGUUUGGGACCCUGCCUCUCCUCCCUGCUCAUCGGGUCUCUUCUGCGCCGCGACAGGUACAUCAUGACAAGUGGCCGGACUAUGGAGUCCACCAAGGAGUUCUUCCUGAAGCAUCACUAUUUUGGCUUGAAGAAGGAAAACGUCAUCUUCUUCCAGCAGGGCAUGCUGCCCGCCCUGGGGUUUGAUGGGAAAAUCCUGUUGGAGGAGAAGGGCAAGAUUGCCAUGGCGCCAGAUGGCAACGGGGGCCUGUACCGGGCCCUGGGGGCGCAUGGCAUCAUGGAUGACAUGGAGCGGAGGGGCGUGCAGAGUGUCCACGUCUACUGUGUGGACAACAUCUUGGUGAAGGUGGCUGACCCCAGGUUCAUCGGGUUCUGCUUGGAGAAGGGAGCGGACUGCGGGGCCAAGGUGGUGGAGAAGACCAACCCCACGGAGCCAGUCGGCGUGGUGUGCCGAGUGGAUGGUGUCUACCAGGUGGUGGAGUACAGCGAGAUCUCCCUGGCCACUGCCCAAAAACGGGGCCCGGAUGGGCGACUGCUCUUCAACGCGGGCAACAUUGCCAAUCACUACUUCACCACUGCCUUCUUGAAAGAUGUCGUCAACACUUACGAACCGCGGCUGCAGCACCAUGUAGCCGAGAAGAAGAUCCCACAUGUGGACAUUGCUACGGGGCAGCUGAUCCAGCCUGAGAAGCCUAACGGGAUCAAGAUGGAAAAGUUUGUCUUUGACAUCUUCCAGUUUUCCAAGAAGUUUGUGGUGUACGAGGUGCUGCGCGAGGAUGAAUUUUCUCCCUUGAAGAACGCAGACAGCCAGAACGGCAAGGACAACCCUACCACAGCCAGACACGCCUUGAUGUCCCUGCACCAUUGCUGGGUUCUCAAUGCGGGGGGGCACUUUGUGGAUGAAAAUGGCACGCGCAUCCCUGCCAUUCCUCGUGUCACAAACGGAAGGUCAGAUGCCACCCCAGCAGAUGUCAAUGACAACUUGAAGGAUGCAAACGACCUGCCAAUCCAGUGUGAAAUUUCUCCCCUCGUCUCCUACGGAGGAGAAGGUCUGGAAAAGUACGUGAAGGACCGAGAGUUUCGCGCACCUUUGAUUAUCGACGAGGAUGGGAUCCACGAGCUGGUGAAGAACGGGAUGUAGCGGUGGCACGGUGCCCAAGCCGGGCUGGCCGUCCCACCUGGCGGGCUGGAAAUUCGGAGACAUGAAGGUUUAUAGCUGUAACUGGUAGGGGCUGAUCCUGCUCUCUCUGGCCCUGUGCAGAGGAGGAUGUAACCCACUCGGUUCUUGGCAUGUUGUACGCUUCUAUUUAUAUUUUAAUUUAAAAACCGAACACUUUAUGGAUUCCCCUGCCACAAAGCACAGCUAUGGCACUGCUCUUUGCACUCCAGGCUGUGGGCAUUUAUUUUUAAACAUGUAUAUAGUAAUAGUCAUUGUACAUGCAGAGGAUUUUUAUGGUACGGGGCUGGGGUUAAUCUUGAAUUUUUAUUUUUUUCUCAAAUCUACAUGACUAUUUUUUUUAAUAGGGUCCUUGUUUUUGCCCGUAUCCUCCCUUUUAGUCAUCCUUUGUACGUUGCACAACUGGAAGCACCCGAUUA